CUUAGAAUCAACCACAUACUUUCUUAGAUUUUCUGUCGCAUCAUGAAAGGAAGAUAUCGCAUUAAAGAAUGUGCCGAAACAUCACAAACUAUCAAACAAAAUACCGAGCACGACAAACUUCGUCUCAAACAAACGAUACGUCUUCUCGAGCGAUCAAAGACAACCACCAUCAGUACUAUCACCAGUAACCAAAAACGACUUUUCCGUGGUUUCCAAGCAAAAAUUUACCAAUCUAAAUUAUUUUAUGCUCGAAUGUGGGAGGAUAAAAAUAUGGAAAGAUGUCUUCGAGCCCAAAGAACAAAUUAUCUCAACACAAACUUAUCUGAUUCCGAAGCUGAGUUGGAAGCGAAUAAAACUGUGGAUUUUAAACCUAGAAUCAGGCAGUUCUGUGAAUCUCUAGAACCCCUUGUUGUUAGUGACGAUCAGGAGCGACAGUUAGAUUAUUAUUCCUAUAAAAUACGUGCUGAUUUUCGCGACACGAAAAACAAGAUACUACCACAAAGAACGAUAACUCCUGAGUUUAUACGCCGUAAAUAUAUCGGUGACGUUCAUGUAAGAAAUUUAACUUUGAAUCGACUUAACUUGGAUUCUAACGAAGAUUAA
Patella vulgata (common limpet) is the source of this 603-nucleotide messenger RNA. RefSeq lists its product as uncharacterized. The record is from RefSeq and is a predicted model, not a curated record. Lineage: Eukaryota; Metazoa; Mollusca; Gastropoda; Patellidae. The transcript is spliced from 2 exons. The coding region runs from base 43 to 603 and encodes 186 amino acids.